AUGCAGGAAAAGAAAUUCUCCAAUGAUGGCAAGUCCAGCAUACAGGAUCUUCUGGACAGGUAUCGACCGGACCUCAAACCGUUCGAGGACAUAUACCGGGAUCUACACAGCCAACCUGAGUUAUCAGGACAAGAAGAGCAGACAGCCAAACUAGCAGCCGAGCACUUGAAGUCUUUAGGCUAUGAUGUGCACACAGGAAUCGGGGGUCACGGAGUAGCGGGUGUGCUCAGGAACGGAGCUGGUCCAAAACUAUUACUCCGAGCCGACAUGGAUGCCCUGCCUGUAGAGGAAAAGACCGGUUUACCCUAUGCAAGUACUCGAGUCGUCAAGGGCCCAGAUGGUGUCAGUACACCAGUUAUGCAUGCCUGCGGACACGAUUCACAUGUUACAACUCUCAUGGCAGCUUCAUCGCUGUUACAUUCUGCACGCGAUCAUUGGAGCGGAACGUUGAUAUGUAUCUUCCAGCCGGCAGAAGAGCAUUUAACCGGUGCACAGGCAAUGCUGGACGACGGACUAUACGAAAAAAUACCAAAGCCAGAUCUCGUACUUGCUCAACAUGUUAUGUGCAUGCGAGCUGGUACAGUCGGUAUUCGCGAAGGCGCUUUCCUUACAGCUGCGGAUGCCUUCGACGUGCGUGUUUUCGGCCGCGGCGGCCACGGCUCUUCGCCGCAGACAACUAUCGACCCGAUUAUUAUUGGUGCCUCGAUUGUAAUGCGCCUACAGACUAUUGUAUCUCGUGAGGUUGUUCCUGGGGAAUUGGCUGUGGUGUCGUGCGGUAGCAUCAAUUCGGGUCAUUCGUCCAAUAUCAUUCCGGAUUAUCUAGAUCUACAGCUGAGCGUGCGGACCUUCAAGCCCGAAAUACGUGAAAAGGUCUGCAAGGCUAUCCAUCGGAUUAUUGAGGCAGAGUGCGAGGCUGGGGGCGCUGUCGAGAAACCUAGGAUCACUCGGACAUUCUCUGGCCCCUCUACAAUCAACGAUGAGAAGACGGUUAGCGCUCUACGCUCUACAUUCAAGUCGUUCUUCCAGGAGCGCCUCGUCGAAGUGGACCGUCCGGCUGCCAGCGAAGACUUCUCACUUUUGGCAACCGCUGCUGGGGCACCUUAUGCCAUGUGGAUCUUUGGGGGGGAUUGA
Messenger RNA from Penicillium cosmopolitanum, 1131 nucleotides. Its product is annotated as putative zinc metallopeptidase. The record is from RefSeq and is a predicted model, not a curated record. NCBI's taxonomy places the organism in Eukaryota, Fungi, Ascomycota, Eurotiomycetes, Eurotiales, Aspergillaceae. Bases 1 to 1131 code for a protein of 376 amino acids. Gene Ontology annotation, molecular function: hydrolase activity. The transcript is spliced from 2 exons.